AUGAGAAGCCGCCGGCCAACUGACGGCGCCCUAUCUCAGCUACUACUGCUUACACUCCGCAUCCCCUCCGCCAGAACGCGAACCAGCCUUUCCCAUACGCAGACGCACAAGGAAGACGCCGGCGCAAGCGCAGACUCGUACGCAGUAGAGAUGUGGGGGGUGAUCCCUCCCCCCCCCGUCCGAAGGGUGUGCAUAGUAAACUUGUCAAAAGACAUGCGACUUGCGCCCUUCUGA
Messenger RNA from Colletotrichum lupini, 234 nucleotides. RefSeq lists its product as uncharacterized. The transcript has a single exon. The record is from RefSeq and is a predicted model, not a curated record. The coding region runs from base 1 to 234 and encodes 77 amino acids. Lineage: Eukaryota; Fungi; Ascomycota; Sordariomycetes; Glomerellales; Glomerellaceae.